UCGGGAGAAAACCACGAGCCUUUUUUGGCAGUACCUUGCCAACGGGGGAUUUUUAUUAAUAUCGGGAGUGUGUACACGGUACAUGAUUUAGGCUUAGAAGCCAUUAAUGGUGGAGCUAGAAGCUCUUGAAGAAGAGGAAAAAUAUACUCUAAAAAUAUCUAGAAAGAGAAACUGGCAGGAGAGGAGUGAAAUUGGCCUCCUUUCACAUUGAGGGGGAGCCCUCCUUUUAUAGGAGUAGCUGGAGCAUCUACGGAGGAAUAUUCUAUUAUUCCUCCACUUUAUUAAACAUGCCUGGUUUGACUGUCCUUCGUAAAUAAUUGAGAAAUGUGGGCCGAGCCACAUAUUAUUUCCCAUCAAGAAGUCCUCCACUUUUUUAAGUUGUGGGAAUCAUCAACUUAAAAAAGUAAACAAGUCCUCCGAGUGAUAGCUUCAGCCUUCGUACUUUGGAUUCUUGGCCGGUUGAUAUUAUUGCUAGUCUUUCGAGUCUUCAUUAAUUCUUUAAUUUCUUGAAUCAGAAAUUUUUCCUGCAAAAAAUAAUAUGUACAACAUUUUUUUUUGACCGGCCUAUGCCGUGCUCAAAAAAUUAUUAUCUUUCCGAGGAGCUCAGUGUUAGGGUGGUUAAAAUUCGCGUGAAUAACUAUCGUAACAAGAGCGAUGUCAGUUCGAUAAAGCAACGAUGCUUCGAGUAGUAAUACGACACCGAAGUUAGUACGAUGAAGCGACGGUGCUUCAAGUAGUUAUUUCGUUGAGACCGAUGUUAGUACGGAUUAAGUAAACGAUACAUAGCGAAAUUAGUACAUCGAAGUAAUCGAUGUUACUUAAUACGAAUGAAGUAUGUUGCAGCAACUUUGUCGAAGAUCGAUGUUAUCCCGGCUAACUGAUGCAAAUAUCUUCAUGUCAUGUAGAGACCACUUCCGGAGUGCAUUGUUCAAAGGGCCUGAAGAAUCGGGCGUCCCCGAUAAGGGCUCAGCUGAGCCACCGGUGUACCCAAUUCGAUUGGGGUUAGACUUACGAGAAAAUAUGUGCAAGACCGGUGUGUAUAUCAUUCUUGGCCUGUCUCGCGCACAAGAAUGAUAUUUACCAGCGUGCCAGGCCGGGCCUGUGUCACAUAUUUUAAUAUUUUUUAUUAUACUGAGCAAGACCGGUGUAGUAACCAGCGUGCCAGGCCGGGCCUGUGUCUCAGUCUUCCUCUUUUUUUUUAAUACUGAGCAAGACCGGUGUUGUAACCAGCGUACCAAGCUCGGCUUGUGUCUCAGUCUUCCUUCCUUUCUUUGCAAAGUAUUGAGCAAGACCGGUAUAGUAACCAGUGUGCUAGACCCGAGUGCCUUCCGUCUACAAUUGGCCCAAGAACCAUAGCCACUUUUUCAAAUGUGAGGAGCAUUGUUUUUUUUUUAAAUGGCAGUAAUGCCCUGGGUACCGUAUCUUCAACUCAAUCACUUGGGAUUUUAUUUUGAAUCCCUUGAAAUAUAUCAUGGGUGGGCCACCUGCCCACCUCUCACAUGGGAUGCCCCACUCCUUUUCAUGAUUCAUGGCUUAAAAUGCAUGUAUUGGCAGGAAAUGUCCUCCAAUCUUCACUCUAUUUCACUUCCCACUUUAUCAAAAAGGGUGAAGAAUUUACCACAUGCAACUCUCUCCCUUGUCUCGUUCUUUUGGAUGUGAGAUUGAAUGAGCUGGAGUUCAAUUAUCCAAGGGAGGCAACAACUGUAGACAUUAGCGCCAGAGAUGGAAUUUUACAGCGGCGAUGGGGGAUGGAUCUCGGCAACUUAGCAGUGGUGACGGUAGGUUGAGAUUUGACCAAGGCGGACAUCACUAGCGGCGAUGUCAGAUUUUAUUGGAACACCUCCCGAAAUGGAGGCGGCCGUUCUUCAACCAUGGAAAGAGACCAGCGACGGUGGGAAAUUUUAGACCAUGGCGGCAACCAGCGGCCCGGCCGAGUCCGUCAUCGUAUUGUUUCCCCCAAGUCGAAAGCAGGGCAGAUUGAAAGAGGAUCCUUCUAAGCCGGCGGUGGUGAGCCUCGACCACAACUGUGGUUUAAGUAACCGCGGCGGCGAGUCUAAGAAGCGGCGGCGUCGAAUAGCUCGAUCCCCUGGAGGUCCGAUUCUCCCGACGGUGAGGACCCCCACCUCAGUGACGAGAUCCGAGAUCCGAUAGUUAUGCCGGCGGAUCGUCUAAGGGUAGGCUUAGCCCUCCGGCCUCGCAGUAGGUCCAAUAGCAAUUUCAGCAGCGGUGAAUUAUGAGCGAGAGGAGCAAUCUGAUCAGUUGCAGCAACAGUGGUGGCCAAAUCGGAGAUUGCCGCACGGAUGUGACUACUCCUUUGUCCGGCAACAGAUAUGAGCAGCGGCGACGUUGGCGACCAACUCCGGGGGCGGGGAUGCUUGGUUUUAAUGAUGGUAAUGGUUGAUUUCAGCCGCGCUCGAGAUGGAAUUGAACAAUGAUCGGAAACUUCAGCGAUGGCAAUUGAAAACAUCAGCGAGGGUUUGUGAGAAGGCGUCAGAAUGACCCGUGAAUUGAGCUUUGUCAUGUGCCUAAUCAGUGAGGGCGGAACCGGUGUUCUGCAAGGAAGCAAUUCCAACAUAGUCGAAGUAAGCCGUCGCGAAAGCAUUUUGGGUAACCACCGCGUCCUUCAUGAACUGCUUCCUAUCCCUCGGACAAGGCUGAGUCAUGGCGGGCGAGCGGCAAUUUUGAAGAGUGGUGAUGGCGGCUUCGGACAAGCUUUUGAACCAGCGACGAUGACGGUGCAUCUCGGGAGCAACAACGGGGGUCUUCAUCGGCAAGGCCAUUAAUUUUAGGCAACGACAGUUGCAAUGCCGACUGCCGGCGCGGAUGAAGCUGGGCUGCGACCAUGGAUGGCAACGACGCUCUGGUGCUACGGCGGGGACAGUGUUGGACGGCCGGUGGUUCCGGGUAAAAUCCACCAUGAGCAGCGUGGUGGACUUCCCGAGGUCUGUCGUGCGUUGGGCGAAGGGAACUCGUCUUCUCAGCUGUGGUGGUGGUGUAGUGGCCGGAAGUCAAGCUGCGGCCAAGGAUGGCGGCAGUGGCUACGGCGACCGCAACCAGGAUGUUGAACUUCUUCCCCAAUAUCUUCUCUCUUUCCUCUUUCUCUUUUUGCCUCCUUCUCGUCACUAACUCUCUUUUUUUUCUUCUUUUUUUUCCUGAGCCAUUCCCCCCUUUCCUCUUAUCCUUUGAUAAUGAAGAAACCAAGAAAUUAUGGCUUUUCGCUCAGGUCCCACGGUCGGCGCCAAAAUGAUGGUGUAAAUUAUCGACCGGUAUAUCGUUUUUAUCCCGGCUAAAAAUGAUAAACUGGUCCAAAAAAUACACCAAAAUAUAUACACAGGAAUUUUUACGUGGAAACCCAAAUCGGGAGAAAACCACGAGCCUUUUUUGGCGGUACCUUGCCAACGGGGGAUUUUUAUUAAUAUCGGGGGUGUGUACACGGUACAUGAUUUAGGCUUAGAAGCCAUUAAUGGUGGAGCUAGAAGCUCUUGAAGAAGAAGAAAAAUAUACUCUAAAAAUAUCUAGAAAGAGAAACUGGCAGGAGAGGAGUGAAAU
Molecule: messenger RNA, 3549 nt
Organism: Cuscuta campestris
Lineage: Eukaryota; Viridiplantae; Streptophyta; Magnoliopsida; Solanales; Convolvulaceae
Source: the annotation of a GenBank genome assembly